AUGGCCUCCUGCAUUGCCGCUCUCGUCGCCGUCAGUCUGGCUAAGCACGUUCAUUACCGCUCCACUCGCAAGGACCCGUGGACGACGCCCACGAACAUAUCGGGCAACUGCACUGCUCUUCCAGCAAACGGCCACAGAGACAAACCCGACGGCGGCGGCGAGUUUGUUUGUGUCAGGAGGUUCGGUGCGGCGGGACUGGGAAACCAGAUCACGAAGACGAUGCUAAGGCUCACCGUGGGAAUCGCCAUCUCGGACGCGCUGAACCGACCGGUGUGCUGGCGGCGUGCGCUAAGAAAUGGCAUGGCGGAGAUCAACUUGGCUGAACACUUUGCACACCCUUUGCCCGAUUGCCCGACUGAGAAUUCACGUUGCUUAGUCGACAUAACCCAGAAAUUCAUGAGGGUGCCGGGGAUGAAACGCAGAAAGAUCUACGAGGAUGUCGUCUGCCACCUUCCAACUACGGCGCGGGGACCCGGAGAGGAUAGGCAAAUCGUCCACUUCGAGCAGCUGAUUCUUUGCCAGACGUGGGCGCGCUGCAAGCUGAACAGCAGUGCGAUGGAUAUGCUCGCUGCCCCCGGCGCGUGGUGUGACGAGGCAUGCACCACGCGCAGAUUCCUCCGCCGCGUGAGCGCGAGAGUGGGCGAGCUGGCUUUACCCGUUUUGUCGGCGACGCGUUCGGACGAGAAUGGGCGCGCCAGGCCGCGUGCUCGCCACCACGAGCCCAUUCUGAUCGCGCUGCACCACCGUGCUGGUGACGCGGUCGCUUUCUCCUCCCAUGACGGGGACGUAAGGGCGGGUGGGGCAGCGUGGGACCGAAAGCGCUUUGCGAACGCCACCGCGCGGGCAGUCUUCGGCGUGGCGACCAGUGCCGUUGUUUGCAACGUGACGCGAAAGUGUGCCCCUUUUCCAGCAACGAUGCCUCGCAUCUUUGUCGCGUCUGACGAUGCAGGCUUCAUCCGGGCUUUUGACGCCGUGCUCAAUGAAGACUACCCGCAGCUUGCCCCCACUUUGCAUCUUGCCCCCGAGACAAUCCAGCACAACAGUGACGCCGCCGCUGCCGGGAAGUCUAACGUCUCCACUAUUCACGAGCGGAUCGUCGCCGAUUGGCAUAUCCUGACUCGGUCCGACCUGCUCCUCGUCACGGGAGGAAGCAGCUUCUCGCAGACUGCGAACGCAUUCGUGCCACAUUGCAGGCUCAACGGCAACAACGUUGCGCCCUCUUGCCUGACGUCGGCGGAGUGGUCUUAA
Molecule: messenger RNA, 1248 nt
Organism: Emiliania huxleyi CCMP1516
Lineage: Eukaryota; Haptophyta; Isochrysidales; Noelaerhabdaceae
Exons: 1
Coding region: 1-1248 (415 amino acids)
Source: RefSeq, a predicted model, not a curated record